Molecule: messenger RNA, 2058 nt
Organism: Yarrowia lipolytica CLIB122
Lineage: Eukaryota; Fungi; Ascomycota; Dipodascomycetes; Dipodascales
Biological process (GO): defense response; superoxide anion generation
Cellular component (GO): NADPH oxidase complex; plasma membrane
Molecular function (GO): superoxide-generating NAD(P)H oxidase activity
Source: RefSeq, a predicted model, not a curated record
AUGAACCACACCGAUAUGACGCUGGAGUGCGAAACGUGGUCCAAGUCCCUGAUGGACCACCUCGGGCUGGGCUUCAACUGGCACAUGGACAACAAGCCUGCACCUGCCAAAAAGGCCUUUCGAAAGCUCGUCACUCGCCAAUGGGGACUCUACUCACUGGCGGUCACGGCCAUCUUCAUUCUUGGGGCUUACGCCCUCACAAACGUCGCCGUCGACGCCAUAGUUAUCCGACGACUCAGAAAGUACGCCCGACCACCAGGAACUCGCGUGCAGUUCUUCCGACAGGGCCUGCGACUCAGACUCAUGAUCCCUCUGUUGCUGACCAUUGUCACAGUCUGCUCUCUAGUCCAGACAUACCAAGACUUCAUCUUCCUUACCAAACGACUCGGCCGAGUGUCUGCUGCUCUCUAUCCAGCCAUGCUUUUUCUGGCUCUCAGACCCUCGCCACUUCCUAGAACCUUCUACCUCGCAUUGUUGCCAGUCCACAAGUGGCUGUCACGAAUCGUAGUGCUCACCACGGUCCUGCACUCCAUCUUCUACGCAUACAUCUAUUACUCUACAGGCGUACUGGGUAAGAAGAUGGCCGAGAUCGAAAACAUCUACGGUAUCAUUGCUACCGCUCUUUUCUUGCUGAUCGCAGCUACCUCCAUUGCUCCCAUCAGACGAAAGAUGUACCCCAUCUUUUACGGAAUCCACUACCCUGCAACCUGGGCCUGUGUGUUCCUCAUCUGGGGCCACGCCCGUCCCCCUGCCAAUGGAUACUUUUACUGCUCCCUGGCAAUCCUCAUCGGACAGAUUCUUUACCGAAUCUGGACCACCACUCACGUCAAGCCUCUGAGUAUCUUCCCCGUGUCUCCUACCCUCUUCCUUGUAACCUACCCUAACGUAUACAAGCGAGGAUACAAGCCUUCGGAGUACGGGGGUCUUCCCAGCUUCGAUCGAGAUGUAGAGGAUCAUGACUUCGAUGCCAAGCCGGUCUUCACCCCUGCUUCACACAUUCGUCUCAGCUCGCCACUGUGGCAGCCCGCCACUUGGAUGAAGUCCUCUCAUCCCUACACCGUUGCCUCCCGGCCUGAAGACGACCAUUUGCAGCUGGUUGUGCGAAAGAGCAACUUCUUCCCUGACACCACACUCCAUGCAAACCGGAACAUGUCUCUGACAGGUCCCUUCUGCUCGGUUCCUUCGACGUUCUUCAUCCCCGGGGCCGCCAAGCGAGUUCUCUUGGUCUGUGGUGGUACCGGUAUCUCUUUUGCUGCCCCUGUUCUGAGACACUGUGCAGAUAGAGGCAUCCCUUGCAAACUAGUGUGGGCUAUUCGAGAAGUUCGAGAUGUGGCCAUCUUGCCUCUGCUUGGAAUCCGAUGCGAUACCUCUGUCAACGUGGAGAUUGAAGUCUACGUGUCUCGUCCCAUCACUUCUCUCUCCCCCACAAAGGCUGGAAUUAUGAACGACUAUCGAUCUUCUCUUGGAAACAAGGAUGAGGCUGCCGCCGCAGAUGAUAUCGAUAUCAACAUUGAGGCCUGUGGGCAUGGCUGCUGCACUCCUUGUCAGGGCAACCCAGAACGAGUGCCUCUUCUGGAGGCUCAGAAACGUGAGGCUAAGCACCAGGAGCAACAGUCUCAGGCUCAGUCUCACGCCCAGCAACAGGCACUGGGAGAGAUACCAGUAUCUUCUAACGGUACGAUCGACUACAAUGCCAUCCAGCCAGUUAAGGCCGUUCCUCUCCUGCGUCGUCCUCGAAAGAUGACCUCCACUCUGCUUCGGAAGUCGUGGAUCCCCACUGAGUACGACUCGCCGCUGGCUCAAUUCACUAUGAUCUCAUCAAAGCUCGCUCUGAACCUAGAUCUAGCGAAGUGGUUGUCUGGAGUACUGGAGCCUCCUUGUGGCUCUCGAAACUCGACUCACACUACAGGUGGUACUUGUUGUAUGCAGGUUCCCGGUCUGGUCGAUAAGACCGGCUGCUGGGUGCUUGCUUCUGGCUCUGUUCAGCUGGUCAGAGAAACCAGCAAGUGGGCCGCUGAUAACAGUUUCUUGUGUGUCAAGGACGAGUACUCCAUGUAA